GCGGGAGACCCUCCUGUGGGCCGGGCCGGGCCUGCAGGCAACUCGGCCAUAUUUGAGCAGCCACGCUGAGCUGCCUUUGUCCUCGUCCAGGUUCCUGCCGCCUGCCUGGUGCCUGGGGCGGGCCAGGAAAGGAACAGCUGGACCUCUGUGUCCGGGCACCCCCCCCAAAAAAAACUUCGGGGCCUCGGAUUCCACCUUUCCAGAUUGGAUUGGGACUGAACUCGCAGGGAGUCUGAGCCUUGCAGGGCGCGCCCGGGCGUCCCCUUCCGCGCGCAGCCGUCGCCAUGGAGAUCUUAAAGACGCUGGAGAAGAGCCACGUGGGGGGCUGGUUCCCGUGGGGCUUCCUGCCGGCCCCCGACGGCCUGAUCCUGUGGAGCAUCCCGGACGUGUGCAGGGACGUGGACCUGGACGUGCUGGUGGACGCGCUGAGGCCCGUGGGGCCCUUCAAGAAGAUCGGCAAGGUGUUCCGCAAGGAGGAGGACUCCACGGUGGGCCUGCUGCAGAUCGGCGACGGCGUGGACCCGCUGCUCAUCCCGCGCCAGGUGCGGCUGGCGGGCGGCGUGUGGCGCGUGCUCUCCAAGCCCGCCACCAAGGAGGCCGCGUUCCGCGAGCGCCUGCUGCAGUUCCUGCAGGAGGAAGGCCGCACGCUGGACGACGUGGCGCGCGUCCUCGACAGGAGCACCCCGCACCCGCCGCCGCGGGCCCCGCGCGCCCCCGCGCGGCCCAGGGUCCCCAGGGCCGCGCCGCCGCCGCCGCGCCUGGUGGUCGGCACGUUCGACAGCAGCGGCGCCAGCGACAGCGAUGACGACGACGACGUCGGCGACGCCGGCGGCCCGGGCGCGCGCGCCGCCCCCGCGCGCAUGCGCACGCGCACGCGCAGGACGCCCGUCAGCUACCUGGGCAGCAAGUUCCUGGGCAGUGACCUGGAGAGCGAGGACGACGACGACGAGGAGCUGGUGCAGGCCUUCCUGCGGCGCGGGGAGCCGCCGCCCCCCGCGGCCCCCGCCCGCGGCCGCCCCGCCCACCUGCCCAUGCCCAUGUUCGACAACUUGGGGCCCCAGGUGUCCAAGGCCGACCGCUGGCGCCAGUGUGUCAGCCAGGUGUCCUGGGGGAAACUGAGGCGGAGGGUGAAAGGCUGCGCCCCGAGAUCGGGGGUGGAGGAGGCUCGGGCUCCCCGGGCCUCCACCCCUGCAGCUGCGGGGAGAGAUGAGGGGUCUUCUCAGGGCAGCGGCCCCAGGCCUGGGGGGAAUGGGGGACACGUGGGAAGUGGGGGUGAUGGGAGAAGGGCGGAGCCCUCGGCCCCACGUUGGAGGCCCAAGAUCAGGUGGGCCUCGUUCCGGCUCCGCAGGAGGGAGGCUCUGGAGGUGGACAGCCCAGCCCCAGAGCAGGCACAGGCGGCAGAUAGUCAGAGAGAAGAAGCCAUAGGUGAUCAGAGGGCAGAGGCUGAUGAUAAUCAGAGAGAAGAGGCCAUAGGUGGCCGGAGAGUAGAGGCUGCAGAUGUCCAGGGGGCAGAGGCUGUAGCUCACCAGAGGGCAGAGGUUGUGGAUAAUCAGAGAGUAGAGGCUGUAGCUGACCAGGAGGAAGAGGCAGCUAAUCAGAGGGCAGAGGCCCUAGCUGACCAGAGGCUAGAGACACCAGCUAAUCAGAGGGCAGAGGCACCAGCUAGUCAGAGGGCAGAGGCUGGAGCCCAGGCUAUCCAAGAAGCUGAAGGCUUGGUUGGCUCCUUGGCUCCAGAGACAGCCAGAUCUAGAACCCGGAAACAGACCAAGACAGUGAGGUUCCAGACCCCCGGACGUUUUUCGUGGUUUCACAAGCGUCGAAGAGCCUUCUGGCACACUCCCCGCCUGCCAACCCUGCCCAAGAGAGUCCCCAGGGCCAGCGAAGCCAGGGACCUCAGGGUGCUGAGGGCCGAGGCCAGUGCAGAGGCAGAGCAGGGAGAGCGAGAAGCAGAGCUGUGAGGAAAGGCCAGGGGCUCCCCUCUAGCUGACACCCCUCCCCUGUUUCCUUGCUGAGAGAUGGAGGGGGACAGAGGGGCAGACAGCGCCUGCCACAUCUCCACAGAAAACGUUGUUUUCUGUUUGUGCAUUAUUAUUUUUUUAAAUAUUGACUUAAUAGCAUCCCAGAAAAUGGAAGUUAGGAAGGAAGGAAAGAAGGAAGGAAGGAAGGAAGGAAGGAAGGAAGGAAGGAAGGAAGGGCGAGCUUGGGACAGGCACUAUUAGCUCAUGCCUGUAAUCCUAGCUACUCAGGAGGCUGAGAUCUGAGAGUCAUAGUUCAAAGCCAGCCUGGGC
Messenger RNA from Dipodomys spectabilis (banner-tailed kangaroo rat), 2288 nucleotides. It is a transcript of the gene Ccdc8, whose product is annotated as coiled-coil domain containing 8. The coding region runs from base 285 to 1958 and encodes 557 amino acids. Gene Ontology annotation, cellular component: nucleus. NCBI's taxonomy places the organism in Eukaryota, Metazoa, Chordata, Mammalia, Rodentia, Heteromyidae. The record is from RefSeq and is a predicted model, not a curated record. The transcript has 2 exons.